Molecule: messenger RNA, 1370 nt
Organism: Symbiodinium sp. CCMP2456
Lineage: Eukaryota; Dinophyceae; Suessiales; Symbiodiniaceae
Source: the annotation of a GenBank genome assembly
GACGCCUGGAGCCUGUGCCUGAGGCGGAUGCCGAUAGCCCGCGCCGAGCAGAGGGGCGGCGAACACCACUUCCACUGGUCAUGCUGCCGCUGCCAGGGGAGAAGGUGCCCCCCGAGAUGCUGGUGGAGACGGUUCGCUCUUCCGCAUCCUCGCAGGCGCUCAGCGGCGCUAGCGGGGGAGGUGGCAUCGCAGCUCCUGUGCGGAGUGCGAAGCUGCCGCCAGAGCUGUUUGUGUCUCGGCCUGCCGGGUCUGCGGCCAAAGAUGCCGCGCCGGCGCAGGAGACCUCGACCCCCACACCGCGCAGCCGCUGCCGAGAGCUCGAGGAGGAGCUGGAGAGGCUCCGGGCGUCGCACCAGGAGGAGCUCGAGCGCGAGCGCCAACAUUGGCAGAACCGUCUCCGAGAAACAGAGGAGGCCGCGCAAACUCGGCUGAAAGAUCUGGAGACCGAGCGCAACCAGACACUCGCAGAGGCUGCGACCAAGUUGCAGGACGCGCAGCAAGCCCUCAAGGCUGAGGAACUCCGGGCCAGCACGGCCGAGACCCGCCUGCGCGAGGUGCGUUUGGAGAUCUCCGAGCAGUCAGAGGCUGUUCAGCGCGCAGGCACCUGGAAGUUGGAGGCCCAGUCCCACGCCGCCUCGCUGUCCGCAGCCGAACGGCGCUGCGAGGGGCAUGCCGAGCACGUGGCACGUGUGAGGCGGCACGCUGCUGAGGUGGAGAGGCAGCGGAAGGAGCUGGUUCGGAACAGCGGUGUGAAGGCCAGCCAGAUGCUCCGAGAGGAGCUGGAGCGCACACAGGCAGAGCGCCUGGAGUUGGAGAAGCGCUUGAAAAAGGCGCUCCCCCGCAUCGAGCGCCUCACUGCGGAAGACCAUCGGCUUCGCGCAAAGCUGACGCAGGAGUCCGAGGUGGCAGCGGCACAGGUGCAAUCGUUGAAGGAGGAGGGCUUAGAGCUCUCUCGGGCGAAGGACCAGUUGCAGAAGCAGCGCCGCCUGGCUCGGAGCGAGGCAGAGGCAGCUGAGGCGCUGCAGAGCCAACUGGUUGAGGCUGAGCAGCAGCGGCGGGGGGCGCAGGUGGAGCUUGCCAAGUCGCAGCGCUUGCGGCACGAGGAGGGGAAGCGACGCCAGGCGGCCUUCGGCACCGAGCGGGAGGAGCUCCGCCAGGAGGUGGCGCAGCUUUCGGAGCGGCUUCGGGUUGCUGAGGGCGGCACCGCCGGCUGGUUGGCCCUCCCCUCGCGAACCCAGGCCCCUGCGCGCGCGCCCACGAGCAAUGUCUCACGGCUGACGUCCAAACAGUCCGCGGUGUCUGAGCGGUGGAUGGACGACGACACAGUGGAGGCACUUCAGUACUUCGCCCUUUUAAAGAAAGGGGAAUAA